AUGGCCGACGAUCUCAAGACCGCGCAGUACUUCAUCUUCGUCACGCAAGCGUACUUUUGCGCGGGCUACGCCGUGGUUCUCUGGGACUGGUUGACUUCGCUCCCCAGAGAGUGGUAUCUCAUCUGGAAGACCCGCUGGACUCCCGUCAAGACCGCCUACCUGUUUUGCAGGUAUUGGAGCAUCGCGGUCGUUCCCUACCUUCUGUUCUGCUUUGUGGUCAACCACUCUCGACCGACAUGUGAGCGUAUCUACAAGAGCCCAGUUGCACUUGCGCUGUGGAAUCAAGCUGGUGCCGAAACGGUACUUUUGAUCAGGACAUACGCAUUCUUCAAUCGCGACAUAUACGUGCUUAUCGGUAUGGUCUGUGCGCUGUCCAGUAUCAUCGCGUACCAACUCUACGUCGCGACGUCGGAGAUGCUUCCUCUUCCCUUCGUUACGCCACCCUUUGACGAAGGCCCUUGCUUGCCCAUGUCUAAGCCACAUUCGGCUCACCUGCUCGGAUUCUUCCUCGCGCCCCUCGCGUUCGACGCCAUCGUCACGUUCAUGACCAUUAUCAAAGCGAUUGUCAUCCGGCGCCGUAAUGGCGGGCCGAGCUCGCGUUUGAUCCAAACUUUCCUGCGCGAGGGUGUCUUCUACUUCGUACUCAUCUCCAUUGCAAACCUGAUCAACGGCAUCUUCUACCUCCAACCUCGCCAGGUCAUUUCGGCCAUCAACAUUCCACUCAGCGUUAUGCUGUCGCCGGUCAUCGCUUGUCGUCUCAUCCUCGACCUCCGCGAGCGCGGGUCCGAGUCCGUCGCCUACACCAAUUCGCAUCAGGCGACGUGGGCAAGCCGUGGCUCCGGUGCCCAGGUCGGACUGGCUUUCAGCACUCACCGCACGGGAAGCUCCUCGGUGCAGAACAGCCCCACGCGGUCUCGCCUCAAGAAAAACACCGGUCUCGCUCUCGGUACCUUCGGCUCAGUAUCGGGUGUGGCGCUAGACUCUGCCGUCGAGCUCGGAGACGUCCCUCGCACCCCGCGCGACAAAGAGCUUGGAGAUCGCGAUAGCGAUAUUGCCGAUAUGGAGUUCCGCGCUGUCGAGCUGGGAGGUGUUGUCAGUGGGAUCAGGAUCGAGGUGGAGAAGACCACUUCGUCGGAUCCGCGCUGA
This is a messenger RNA of Peniophora sp. CBMAI 1063, 1146 nucleotides long. The record is from the annotation of a GenBank genome assembly. NCBI's taxonomy places the organism in Eukaryota, Fungi, Basidiomycota, Agaricomycetes, Russulales, Peniophoraceae.